Molecule: messenger RNA, 1531 nt
Organism: Xyrauchen texanus (razorback sucker)
Lineage: Eukaryota; Metazoa; Chordata; Actinopteri; Cypriniformes; Catostomidae
Exons: 2
Coding region: 281-1531 (416 amino acids)
Biological process (GO): DNA integration
Molecular function (GO): nucleic acid binding
Source: RefSeq, a predicted model, not a curated record
UGUUUCUGCUAGAACUGAACUAAUGUCUUUGUAUCAUGGUUUGGCACAUGCGGGUCCUGAAAAACUACAUUCAAUGAUUUCCAAAACCUGGUAGUGGCCCCGACUGAGGGCUUCUUGCAAUGAUUUUUGUAAGAGAUGUCUAGUAUGCCUUAAGGUUAAUUCUUCUUCUAAGCUGAAAAUUCCCUUAGGACAUGCCCCUCGACCUCAAGGGCCGUGGACCCACCUCCAAAUUGAUUUCAUAGGUCCACUGCCCCCUAGUGGAGGUUUUACAUACAUUCUAAUGAUUGUUGAUCUGUUUUCAAGAUGGGUUGAGGCAUUUCCACUGAGAAACUGCACCGCAGAUGCAACCACCAAGAUUAUGUUGAAUGAAGUUUUCCCAAGAUGGGGUUUGCCCUUACAAAUUGAUUCAGAUCAGGGUACACAUUUUACUGGGAAGGUGAUGAAAAAUGUCAUGAAAUUGAUGGGGGUGAGGCAACACUUUCACAUUCCAUUUAGGCCCCAAUCUAGCAGAUCUAUUGAACGCACUAAUCGUACGCUUAAAACUUCAUUGAGAAAGAGAUUGUUGGAGUGGGGGAAAGGGUGGCAUGCGGCUGUCCCUGCGAUUUUGUUAGGCAUGAGAGCCAGCCCUAACAAGACUACACAGCUCAGCCCUUUUGAGGUAAUGACAGGUCGCUACAUGCGGCUGCCCUGGGAUGCCCCCUUGCAACACGAGGGACCAUCCAGGCCUUUGAAAGACACUUUACAAAAUUAUCUGAAAGCUUUGGAUGACAGUCUGCGAGACACACGGGUUAGUGUUAGCACACGACAAGCAGAUCGAGAUAAUGUUGAGCAAAAAGACAUGCCUGCUUUGCCUGAAAUAGGUGACAAUGUAAUGUUACAGCGGGAGAUCGUUUCCCCCUUAGGUCCGAAAUUUGAUGGGCCUUAUCAGGUGGUAUUGACCACUAACACCUCUGUUCUACUGGACAGGGGGGUUUUGGGUACCGUAUGGAGACAUUGGUCACAGAUGGCUGAAUCCGACAACAUACUGAAGCUGCUAAUUCUUCAAGAAGAAGUGCGUAGUGAGAGACGACUGAAAGUGAAACGAGCUUUCAUCCGAUUGGUACUUCUGCUCUCGUUGGUAUUUUUAAUUCUGAUCGCUUUAUCAUUUUUGAUGUGGAUUCAAAUUUCAAUUUGGACAGGGAGAUUCCAUGCGUUUUCAACUCAUUGGGAUUGCGAGGAGAUCGAUAACCAUCCAUCAUGGGUACAAUACCCAUGUCUAAAUUCAACUGAGGGUCUAAAUUUAAUUCCGACCAUGUACCAAAAGGUAAAUGAUAGUUGUUAUCGUCUGGACGGAAAUGAGACAGUGACCUAUUGGCUUGGUCACUCCCCAAAUUAUCCCGAUACUACCCUCAUUAUGCAAAAAGGUCGGUGGAUGAGGAGUGGAGGCGUUGACCUGUUUGAAGGAGAUUUCAGUUCAAUGAGCUGGAUCCCUGACCACAUAGCUCAUGAAAACAUGAGUGCAUGCUCUAUACGAAUGGAUAUGGUUAAUUGA